AGGGCAGGGGGAGGCAGCGGCGCCAGAGGCCGAAGCCUUGGUGUUUCCUGCCGCCCCCGCAGCCUCUCCCCCGUGCUCCGUGCUUGCCGAUCUCAGGCAUCAUCGGUGCUCCGCCGCUUCGGAUAUAAAGGCGCCGUGGGGGGUUGGCACCGGCUGGAUGCGAUGCGGAUGCAGAUGCAGCACAAGGAACACACUGUAACGGUCGAGGAAGGGAGUGAGGAGCUGAGGAUGGAGGGGCAGUUGCUGGCGAGGAUGAGGAGGAGGGACCACCUGCUGCUCCCGGACAGCGCCGGGGCGGCCGGGCCGCUGGCGGUGCUGUCGCCGCAGACGCCGCUGGAGCCCAUGGAGUUCCUGUCGCGGUCCUGGAGCGUGUCGGCCUCGGAGAUCUCCAAGGUGCUGGCCGGCGGCGUCGGCGGCGGGAGGCGGAGCUCCAACUUCGUCGUCGACCGCCUGUCCGGGAUGCUCAUGCCGGAGACGCUCGCGCUCGCCGCCGCCUCCGGCACUACCAUCAGCCCCCGCAAGCGCACCCUCAGGAGCAGGAGCGCCAUCUCCGCGCACCAGGUCCACCACUCGGUCCAUCACACGGUCCACACGAUCGGGAAGUGGUUCCAACACUGGGACUCGAGCACCCGGGUGGACAAGGCCCGCGCCGAGCGGGCGCGCGUGCACGCCGCGGUAUCGGUGGCGAGCGUGGCGGCCGCGGUCGCCGCCGUGGUGGCAGCUGGCGCCGCGGGCUCGGGCGCGGACGUCGAGGGCGCCAGGAUGGAGACCGCGCUGGCGUCCGCGACGCAGCUGCUGGCGUCGCACUGCGUCGAGAUCGCCGAGCUCGCGGGCGCCGACCACGACCAGGUGGCCUCCGCCGUGGAGGCCGCCGUCGACGUGCGGAGCCCCGGGGACCUCCUGACCCUCACCGCCGCCGCGGCCACGGCCCUCGGGGGAGCCACGGCGAUGAGGCACCGAGCGCAGCGGGAGGCGAGGAGCAGAGCCGCUGUGGCGCCGUACGAGACGAAGGCCGGGAGCCACCGCGCGGACGUCUGGUGCAAGGAAGGGGCGCUCCUCAAACGCAGCCGCAAAGGCGCCCUGCACUGGAAGCAGGUGGCCGUGUACAUCAACAGCAAGUCGCAGGUGAUCGUGAAGCUCAAGAGCAAGCACAUCGGCGGCGCGUUCUCCAAGAAGAAGAAGGGCGUCGUGUACGGCGUCUACGACGACAUCCCGGCGUGGCCGGCGCACGCGGGCGGCGGCGCGCCAGGCUCGGCGGCAGAGGCGUGCCACUUCGGGCUGAGGACGGCGCAGGGCCUGCUGGAGUUCCAGUGCGAGAGCAGGGCGCAGAGGCAGGACUGGGUGGAGGCGGUGAAGAACCUGAUCCGGCAGGUGGCCGGCGGGACUGCUCAGCUCGAGCACUCGUUCGAAGCGCUCAGGCUCAGCUCGUCCUAAGUUUGGACGUGGCUGUCUGGUCUGGUGUGUAAAUACUAUGCACCCGUUUGGGUUUGUCCACUCGGUUUUAUCGCUGGGAGCAACCGAGGUGCGCUUUGCAGAAUAAUGUGCAGAACUGUAUGCAGUAGAUAAACGUUAAUCUCAAGAACCCAAUCUAU
Messenger RNA from Panicum virgatum (switchgrass), 1592 nucleotides. RefSeq names its product VAN3-binding protein-like. The transcript is spliced from 2 exons. NCBI's taxonomy places the organism in Eukaryota, Viridiplantae, Streptophyta, Magnoliopsida, Poales, Poaceae. The record is from RefSeq and is a predicted model, not a curated record. Bases 163 to 1434 code for a protein of 423 amino acids. Gene Ontology annotation, biological process: auxin-activated signaling pathway; phloem or xylem histogenesis; leaf vascular tissue pattern formation.